CUCACAAAAGUCUCACUCUCCUUCUCCCCUUCAAAGUUCAAACCAUUUCCUCUGAUAUCUCUCUCUCCUAUUGGUCAGCUUCUUUUUCUUCUUCCAAGGACAAAACCCCAAACCCCAAUUUUCCUAUCAAUUUUCUCGGGAAAGUUUCAGAAAAUCAUCAGGCGAGAAAGAAGAACAAGGAGUCCGUCAAGCUGGAUUUUUAUUCUUUAAUUUUAUUUUAAUUUUAGUUUUACUUUUCGGGGUUUCCGGUCGAAGCUCUGUACUGGGAGAAUUUAGAUGGAUUGUGUUCUCUAUGCAUCAUAUACCUCGAUUUUUCUCCAAUAAAAAGGUAAACAAAGACAUGGAUUCGAAGAAGAACUCGAGGAAGCCGCGCUUGGAGCGCCGCAAUGCUGCCAAGCACAUUGACUACAACGCGACCUCCUCGUCGUCUUCUUCGUCGAUUGAAUCUUCGCCGUCUCCGUCGCUUCAUACUCGCUCGCUCGAUUUGUCGGAUAAGAUGAGUUUUCGAGUCGAGGGCACCGACGGCGAGUUUGAUCGGAUAUGCCGGAGUUUGGGGCUUUCCGGUCCUGAAGACUUUGCUAUUUCGCUGGCGGCGUGGGAGGCUAGGAAGAUCCGAUCAUCUUCGGAUCUUCUGCCCAGGUCUAGGCUCUACCCUUUGGAUAGCCCCAGUGAUUCGAAGAGGGAGCAGGAGGAGGAGGAUGGUGGAGCAGCGGUGGACGAAUUGUGUGAGAGGGUUAUGAAGACUGCUGUAAUUAGGGAUUUUACUGAGUUGACUAGGGCUCAUCCAGCUCAGUCUAGUGGGUGUUGUAGUCCUGACGAUAGUUAUUGUGCUGGUGGUGAUACUACCGUUGGAGGAGGAAUUAAGGGUGUCCGGCCGCCGUUGCUAAAGCCACCUCCUUCGAUGAGGCUUCCCGAGGUUGAUCUCACGAGCUCGACCUGGGACAUUUUAAGGGAUUUUGCGCCCGACGAUAAACAAGACUCUACACGAAUGGCCGUUGAAGAUUAUGCGUCUUCUGACGAAGACAGAGAAGAGGAGGAGCAAGAACAAGAAGACAAAGUAGAACAAGUGCUGACGAAAGUUGUUGUUGAGGAUCGAGGCCGAGAUGUCCCAGCAGGGGGGCUUGCCGUCGUUGCUGAGAAUGCACCCCUCUAUGAAACGUGUUCGUUCACAACGUCGAACGAUGACGAUUCUUCUAGCAGCACCACAGAGCCCUCAAACAUUUCUCCGAAUGGGAGAUUCAAACGUAAUAUCACCUAUUGGCAAAAGGGUGAGCUUCUGGGGCGCGGGUCAUUUGGUUCGGUGUACGAAGGAAUUGCAGACGAUGGUUUCUUUUUUGCCGUGAAGGAAGUUUCCUUGCUUGAUCAAGGAGAUCAAGGAAAGCAAAGUAUUUAUCAGCUUGAGCAGGAGAUUGCCCUUCUAAGUCAGUUUGAACAUGAAAACAUAGUUCAAUAUUAUGGCACAGAUACGGAUGACUCAAAGCUUUAUAUUUUUCUUGAGCUAGUAACCAAGGGAUCCUUGCAGAGACUUUAUCAGAGAUAUAAUCUUCGGGAUUCUCAAGUCUCUGCCUACACAAGACAGAUUUUGCUUGGUUUAAAGUAUCUUCAUGAUCGAAACGUGGUUCACAGGGACAUUAAAUGUGCAAAUAUACUGGUAGAUGCAAAUGGAUCUGUCAAGCUUGCAGAUUUUGGGUUGGCAAAGGCAACCAAACUCAAUGAUGUCAAAUCUACCAAGGGGACUGCAUGCUGGAUGGCUCCUGAGGUUGUUAAUCGAAAGGGCCAUGGAUAUGGGCUUCCAGCUGAUAUAUGGAGUCUCGGGUGCACUGUGUUGGAGAUGUUAACACAAAAGAUACCGUACUCUGAUUUGGAGUGGAUGCAGGCCUUAUUUAAAAUUGGAAAGGGUGUGCCACCUACAGUUCCUGAUUCUCUCUCUGAAGAGGCACGCGACUUUAUUUUUAAGUGCCUACAAGUAAAUGCAGAUGCUCGUCUCACUGCUGCUCAGCUCUUAGAACAUCCAUUUGUGAAGAAGCCCCUUCCAACAACUUCUGGAUCGGCAUCACCUUAUAUUUUUGGUGUGCGGGGUUGAGAUAAAAUUUUCUCGGCAUAAGUGAUUUAUACUUUAAGCUCCAUGUGUGCUGGAAAAUUUCUGUGUUGCAUUCUCAAUUUGGGUAGGCUGAGCCGAGGACCCAAGUGUUGCAGCAAUCCUCACAAUCUGAAAGAAUGUUUGACGGAGCUUGUAAAAGUAACAAUUUCCAAGUAUCUGCGAGGAUCUGACAAUGGGAUCUACGACUUCUUCAUAGAACAACCAUUCAUUUUGGUCUAUUGGAUCCUACCUGAGAAUGUGUACCGGAGCUAAGUGCUCUUAUAUUGUUCUCUUCUCAUUUUGCCUGUUGUGGAAGCAUGAGUUUAUUGAAAGGGUUCAAGUCACAAAUCCUUUCUUUUAUUUAAAUUUUAGAAUAUUUAGUGGAUAAAACAUUUUAGAGACUGGUGUGGGGGCAAUAGUUGUAAGAAUUGGGAGACAAAAAAAAAAAAAAAAGAAAAGAAGAAAAAUUAGUUGUAUAUAUCUUGUCAUUGCCCAAAUUUAAUAAUUGAUUUGUGUACAUCUGUGAAGUAUUUUCCAUUUUUUGUUGUUAUCUUUGAUACCGCAGCUGUAUCCUUCUUCAAAUUAGAAAUUAAUAUAUGAAUAUCAAGUUCAUUACAGAGUA
Messenger RNA from Humulus lupulus (European hop), 2702 nucleotides. RefSeq names its product mitogen-activated protein kinase kinase kinase 1-like. The coding region runs from base 293 to 2083 and encodes 596 amino acids. The record is from RefSeq and is a predicted model, not a curated record. Gene Ontology annotation, biological process: protein phosphorylation. NCBI's taxonomy places the organism in Eukaryota, Viridiplantae, Streptophyta, Magnoliopsida, Rosales, Cannabaceae. The transcript has 9 exons. Gene Ontology annotation, molecular function: protein kinase activity; ATP binding.